Molecule: messenger RNA, 2635 nt
Organism: Eupeodes corollae
Lineage: Eukaryota; Metazoa; Arthropoda; Insecta; Diptera; Syrphidae
Product: protein KRI1 homolog
Exons: 6
Coding region: 74-2446 (790 amino acids)
Biological process (GO): endonucleolytic cleavage in ITS1 to separate SSU-rRNA from 5.8S rRNA and LSU-rRNA from tricistronic rRNA transcript (SSU-rRNA, 5.8S rRNA, LSU-rRNA)
Cellular component (GO): 90S preribosome; nucleolus
Source: RefSeq, a predicted model, not a curated record
ACCAAAACCCAAACACGUGUGGUUCUAAAUAUUUCUCUUCAAAAAUUUCCGCAAAAAAUAUUAAAAAUUCAAUAUGAAUAAAAAUAAGAACAAAAAUAAUCUUUUCGAUGAUUCUGAAGAAAGUGACAAAGAUAUUGAAUUUAAUACAAACGCUGGAUAUGCAAAAUCUUACAAUAAAUUUCGUCAAAAAGAAUUAUUAAAAAAGUAUAAGGAUCGUGGAAACGAUGUCUCCGAUUCGGAUUCAUCAAGUGAGAGUGACUCCAGUGAUGAGGAUGAAAUUAUCGAUUCCAAAUUUGAUCAGGAGUUCUUUAAGACACUUUCAUCAUUGAAAAGCAAAGAUCCAACCAUAUACGAUAAAAAUACCCGAUUCUUUGAUGGUGUCGAACUCGGAGUUGGCGUUGGGCAAAAUAAAAAACAAACAUCCUCGAAACCUGUAACCUUAAAUGAUUAUGAGCGCAAAAUUAUCUUAGAAAAUGGGGGCAAAUUUGAAGAUGAAUCGGCAAAUGAAAAUGAAGAGCAUGAAGAAGAUGAAAGGGCAGCAUCUCCGACGUAUGUUGAAGAGCAACGUAAGCUUAAGGAUGAGUUUAGGAAAGUUAUCAACGCGGAAAACUCAGAUGAUGAAGAGUUCGGCGGUAUUUUCAAGAAGAGAGUUAAAUCUAAAGAGGAAAAGGAAAAAGAAGAAGCUGACUUUACCAAAUGGCUAGCUGGAAAGAAGGACGAUAUAGAGGAAGAAGUUAAAAAAUCUCUUGGACCACUUAAAAAUUAUUGGUCGAAUGCAAAACUGCCUCAAAGAGAAAAAUUCCUCCGAGACUAUAUUUUAAAUCAAGGUUAUGCUGAAACGAACUUUGCUGAUAUUCCAACUUAUGAAGAUAUCGUUGGAGAAGAUGAAAAUCUAUCAGAAGACGAAGUUGAACUUGAAAAACAAGAAGAAUUCGAACAUAAGUACAAUUUUCGUUUUGAAGAACCCGACUCGGAAUUUAUAAAACGUUAUCCGCGUACCAUUGAACAAUCUGUGCGUAAACAAGAUGAUUCACGAAAACAAAAGCGUCAAGAAAUAAAAGAACGCAAAGAACGUGAGAAAAAACAAAAAAUGCAAGAACUCGAAAUGGUAAAGGCCAUGAAGCGAAAAGAAAUCGAAGAGAAAAUAAUGAAAUUGAAAGAGGUCACUGGAAAUGAUGAACUCGGAUUCAAAGACGAAGAGCUCGAAGAUGAAUUUGAUCCAGAAGCUCAUGAUAGACGUAUGCAAGAAUUAUUCAAUGACGAUUAUUAUCAAGUUGAUGCGGACGAAGAGAAGCCCGAGUGUCCUGAUAUUGAGGAGUUGAAAGUAGAAGAUUGGGAUAACUAUGAUCCAACUAAAGAUGAUUAUGGUAAUGAAUACAACGAGCCCCAUUGUGAAGACGAAGAUUUCAAUAUGGAUUGUGAUUAUGACCCAAAUGCCAAGGAAAUUCUGCAACAAGAGCUUAUAGAGAAUACACGGGGCAAGAGGAAGAAGAGGAAAAGAAAUCGCUUUGCAGAAGUAAUCAAAGCUGAAAAACCUGUGUUCAAUCCGGACGAUGAAAAGACAUAUGGAGAAUACAUUGAUGAAUACUAUAAAUUAGACUGUGAGGAUAUUAUUGGUGACUUGCCAUGCCGAUUCAAGUACACCGAAACAGUGCCAAACGAUUUUGGAUUAACAAUUGAAGAGAUUCUUUUGGCUAAAAAUAAGGAACUUAAUCAAUGGGCAAGUCUAAAAAAGACAGUGCAAAUUCGUCCUGACAAUGUUGAGAAAAAGGAGCAAAAACUGUAUAAGAUGAAGGCGAAUAAUGAAGCCUUAAAAAGAAAAAUAUUCAAAAGCCUUUAUGGAGAUGGAUCAGACGAUGAAGAUGGUGAAGAAAACAAUCAACCAUCACCAAGUCAAUUCCCUGUCAAGCGCAAAGCUUCCGAAACAGUAACCUCAUCAGAUUCUAAAAUAAGUAAAUCCAAUGAAGAAACGGAGGAAAAUAAGAAUAAUGCAGAUUCUUCUGUUGACAAAACAUUAGAAGAAUCAAAAACUGAAACCAAGGCUGAAGCAGGUACUUCAUCCAAUCCUGACGGAGAAAAACAGAAAAAGAAAAAGAAGAAGAAAAAAAAGAACACAGCACAAAAUGUACCGCAAGUUGGGGAGCAGCAGAAAAAAACAAGCCAAAAGCAAGAACCCAAAAAAGAAGACGUAAAAUCAAAAACAUCAUCGAAAAAUCCAUUUAACAACAAUAAGGAUCAAAGAAAACACGCAAAUGGUAAAUCGAAUGCAACUCAGAGCUCCAAUAAAAGCAGUAAUAAAAAUAAAUUCAAUAAAAGCAAUGCCAACCAGCAAAAAAACGGUGAUAAUGGUACAUCAUCACAGAUUACAGAUGACCGCCUAAAAGCCUAUGGAAUUAAUCCAAAGAAGUUCCAUAAAAAGCAGAAGUUUUUUAAUAAGUCAGCGUAGUGUAAAAGUUACCUAGAGUCGGUUUACAGAAUCUAGAAAUUUGAAUGGGUUCAUUUGAACGAAAUGUUAUUCGUUCUAUAAAAGACUUUUCGUAUUUUGUCUUUUAUUUUCAAACAAAUCAAAACAUGUUAAAUAAAAAUUGUAUAAUAUUUUUUUAUUUAAUUAAAUAGAAAAUUAUUUCGAAUUGAA